This is a messenger RNA of Aspergillus nomiae NRRL 13137, 11580 nucleotides long. RefSeq lists its product as uncharacterized. Gene Ontology annotation, cellular component: fatty acid synthase complex; membrane. Lineage: Eukaryota; Fungi; Ascomycota; Eurotiomycetes; Eurotiales; Aspergillaceae. Gene Ontology annotation, molecular function: enoyl-[acyl-carrier-protein] reductase (NADH) activity; ATP hydrolysis activity; ATP binding. The coding region runs from base 1 to 11580 and encodes 3859 amino acids. Gene Ontology annotation, biological process: long-chain fatty acid biosynthetic process; transmembrane transport. The record is from RefSeq and is a predicted model, not a curated record. The transcript has 19 exons.
AUGAAUGCCUCCUCCGCUUCCCGUUCCCCAUCCCUGGCCAGCGCUGGUUCCGCGGCCUCUUUCGCACUCUCUUCCGGCUGGGCGACUCCAGAACUUCUCUCCACCUCCUCCACUUCUUCUCAUGCGUGUCAGACCCUUACUAUUACCUAUCAUGCCUUUGAACACUCCCUCACCGUCGCCAGCGGCUCCUACCCAACGGCCCUGCAGCUGCGGGACGACUUCCUCCAUGACCUGAGUAAGACUCCAGGGGACGAGCAACUGUCGUCACUGGUGGAGCUCUGGGCUCGAUUCCUCAGCUUUGCCGUGCGCCGCCUGGAGCGAGAGCGCCGUGGUUUGAAAGAGGAUGACUUACGGGUGCUCCUUGCCACGGCGAUGGACACCUUCGAGCGAGACAUCCUGUGGAAUCGGGAAGUGCACGGGGUGGUUAAGGAGCUGGACGCAAGCACCGACGUCAAAACGACCAUCCUAGCUGCCUACGUUCAGGCGCGUCAUGCGUUGCGAAAGAUCAGUCGGCCAUCCCACCCGCCAUCCGCGCUGAUGACGGCCGCGUUGGACCGCAAGGCACAAUUGUACACCGUGUUUGGCGGCCAGGGUAACGAUGAGAACUAUUUCGACGAGUUGCGAGUGGUGUACAACACCUACCGGCCGUUAGUGCGUGAUUUGGUUGUCUCCGCAUCCAGCCUGCUGCAGCGCCAAUCGCUCGACGAGCGGUUCAGCCGCUUUUAUCACCAGGGUCUGGAUAUUAUCACUUGGCUGGAGCAUCCCGAGCGGGCCCCAGACUCAGCCUACCUGAUCUCCGCCCCACUUAGUAUGCCGCUCAUCGGCCUGCUCCAACUGGCUUGGUAUCGCGUGAUUGGGCGUGUUCUGGGGUCCACUCCAGCCCAGAUCCAGGCGGCACUCGUUGGUACCACCGGCCACUCCCAGGGCAUUGUCACCGCAACCGUGACGGCCGUGGCCCAGUCAUGGACACAAUUUGACAACCUGGCCCUGGAUGCCCUGCGCCUCCUGCUGGCCAUUGGAGCGUACAGCCAAGACCACUUUGCCGUGGCCGAGCUGCCCCCGGUGAUUGUCGCUGAUGCGGAGGCCCAUGGCGAGGGCUUUCCGGGGCCCAUGCUCAGUGUCAGCGACUGCCCCCUGGAGCAGCUCCAGAAAUAUGUCGACGCCGUUAAUAGCGCCGUGCUGGCAGGUCCACCCUUGUCCCUGCAUGGAUUCAACGUCUGGUUGCGCGGUGUCAAGGCCCCUGCGAAGGGUACCCAGCAUCGCAUUCCCUUUAGCAAGCGGAAACCCGAGAUCAGUAACCGCUUCCUCCCCAUCACUGCCGCCUUCCAUAGCAGUUACCUGGCCGACGUCUCCGACGCAGUUCUCGCCAAUGUCCCCGAUUUGACCAUUAGGGGCGACGACCUUCGCAUUCCCGUGUUCUGUACGCGCACGGGUAGUGACCUGCGGGCCUUCGGAAGCCAGAAUAUUGUGCCCGACCUGGUCACUAUGAUUACAUCGCAGGAGCUUGUCUGGACCGAAGCCAUCAAGUUGCCGGGCGCCACGCACAUCAUUGACUUCGGCCCAGGAGGCGUAUCCGGUAUUGGGGCCUUGACGAACCGACUCAAGGAUGGCACUGGGGUUCGCACAAUCCUGGCCACGGUCGCGGAGGGCACCAACACUGAUCUGGGCUAUCGCAGCGAGAUCUUCGAUUGGAGCCCUUCCCCGGGACUGGCGUAUGGUCAGAUUUGGAGCGAGCAGUACCGACCGCGGCUGGUUCAGGUAUCUGGCAGCCGCCCCAUGGUCGACACCAAGCUGAGUCGUCUGCUGGGACUCCCACCGGUCAUUGUGGCGGGCAUGACCCCAACUACAGCGGCGUGGGACUUCUGUGCAGCGGUGAUGAAGGCUGGAUAUCAUGUCGAACUCGCCCUGGGAGGCUAUCAUCGCCCGGACCAGCUUGAAACGGCGAUCCAGCGUCUACUACGCGAGAUCCCCCCGGGUCGCGGAAUCACUGUCAAUAUGAUCUAUGCUGCCCCUAAGGCAGUUCGCUGGCAGGUUCCGCUGCUCACACGUCUCCGGGCGUCGGGAGUGCCCAUCGAGGGUCUUACGGUGGGCGCUGGUGUUCCCUCGCUGGAGGUCGCCACCAGCUACAUCCGUGAUCUUGGGUUGCGCCAUAUCAGCUUCAAACCGGGGUCGCUCCCGGCGAUUCACCAGGUCAUUGCCAUCGCGCGGGCCCAUCCAAACUUCCCGGUGAUCCUCCAAUGGACUGGCGGUCGCGGGGGUGGCCACCAUUCCUUCGAAGACUUCCACCAGCCAAUCCUCCAGGCUUAUGGGGCAGUCCGCAGCUGCUCGAACUUGAUCCUGGUGGCAGGCAGUGGCUUCGGGGGGGCCGAGGACACCUUCCCUUACCUCACUGGGGAGUGGGCGCAGCAGUACAAUCGGCCACUCAUGCCCUUCGACGGCAUUCUGCUGGGUAGCCGCUUGAUGACCGCCAAGGAGGCCCAUACCAGCGCCGCAGUGAAGCAAGCUAUUGUUGCAACACCUGGUGUGGCCGACGAGGCGGACUGGGAGCAGACCUACACCCAGCCGGCAGGAGGAAUUAUGACGGUGACCUCCGAGAUGGGAGAGCCCAUCCACAAAUUGGCGACGCGUGGUGUGCGCCUUUGGGCGGAAUUAGACCGGACAAUCUUCAAGCUCGAUCGCGCACAGCGUCUCACUCAACUCCAGAAACAGCGCGACUAUUUGAUCCGCCGACUGAACGCCGACUCGCACAAAGUCUGGUUUGGACGCGACGAGCUCGGGAACGUGGUGGAUCUGGAGGAGAUGACCUAUGCCGAGGUCAUCUCGCGGCUGGUCGAGUUGACAUAUGUUUCACUCGAAGGCCGUUGGAUCGAUGCCUCGUUCCAGCAGUUCCUGUUUGAUUUCCUUUUGCGCGUAGAAGCCCGGAUCGGCCAUGAAAGAGAGGAGGGCCAAGAUGGUGACGACAUGAAGAUUACCUCCUCUGUGGUCACCAGCGUGGAUGAUCUUCACGACCCCAAGCCAGCUAUUGACCGAUUUCUUGAGCAGAACCCCUGUGCCGCUGACCAACUCAUGGGUACACAGGACGCGCAGUACUUCCUGCACCUGUGCCGACGACGUGGCCAGAAGCCGGUCCCGUUCGUGCCCGUGCUGGAUGAGAACUUCGAGGAGUACUUCAAGAAGGACUCGCUGUGGCAGUCGGAGGAUCUCAACGCGGUGGUCGAUGGAGAUGUUGGGCGAGUGUGUAUUCUACACGGGCCAGUCGCCGCGCGUUACUCCACGGCGGUCGAUGAGCCAGCGCGCAAGAUCCUGGAUGCCAUCCACGAGGGGCAUAUUGAACGUCUGGAGAUGCGGGAUCCCGACUACUUCGAGGAUGGAAUCCCCAUCGUGCACUGCUUUGGGCCCUACCCCGUCGUCAGUGAGUGGGGCAUGGCGCAGGCAGGGAUCAGCUGCGUCCCCGUUGGCAACACUGGUUCGCUUCUGUACGAGGUAUCUCCCGAGAUGAACUCUCCGAUGCCGUCGCUGGACCAGUGGUUAGCCGCGCUGGGUGGGACGCAGGGUGGCUGGCGCCAGGCAUUCUUCAAUGCUCCUACCAUUGUGCAGGGCCGGGCGAUUUCUGAGAACCCACUGCGCCGCCUCUUCCAGCCGACGCGCGAUUCCUAUGUGAUGGUCCAGGCAGGUCACCGGUCCGACACGACUGUUUCGCUGUUCGAAUACCGCCCACAUUCUGAACCGGUGAAGGUCGUCGAUAUCCGUGCUGACGAGUCCGGGUCCAUCACGCUGGAGAUCAUUAACUACCGUAACGCUGGGGGUGCGGCUAUCGGCUUGCGGCUGAUGUACCAGUACCGGCGCGACGCUGUAUACGCGCCCAUCCAUGAGAUCAUGGAGGGUCGUAAUGAGCGGGUCAAGGAGUUCUACUACCGUGUGUGGUUCACCAGCUCGCAGCCGAAGAAGUGGACAUCCGUGCAUGAUACAUUCUGCGAGACUCAGCUCGAAGUCACGGCGGACUCGAUUGCAGAGUUUGCGCACUGUGUGCAGAACGCCAGCGAUGCGUCCAGCAAGCGGCGUGGAAAGACCCUGUACGCACCGCUGGACUUUGGGGUAGUUGUCGGCUGGGAGGCACUGAUGAAGCCACUGUUCUCGCACGAGCUGGACGUGGAUCUCUUGACAUUGGUGCAUCUCACCAAUGGUUUCCGCAUCCCCCCAGACGCGCAACCUAUCCAGGAGGGCGCUGUCCUCGAGACCAAGUCUCGUAUUCAGGCCAUCACGAUCGAGGAUGCUGGUAAGCUUGUGGAAGUGCGCGGUGACGUCUACCAGGAAGGGAAGGUCGUCCUCGAGCUGACCAGCCAAUUCCUGUACCGCGGCACGCACACGGACUGGGAGAACACCUUCCGGAAGGUCGACGAAGAAGAAAUGGAGUUGUGCCUCAGCGGACCCAUGGAGGUGGCUCUGCUGAAGUCGAAACCGUGGUUCAAGCCACGCGAUGCUGACCUAGAUCUGCAGGACCAGACACUAAUUUUCGUACUGCAGUCGACCUAUCAAUACGCCAGCAGGGAUACAUUCAAGGCCGUUACCACCGUGGGUGAUGUGCGUCUGAAGUCCUCACUGCCUGGUCGGUCGAGCUCUGUCGCAACAGUUGCUUUCUAUGCCGCCACCUGUCGUGGCAACCCCGUCAUGGACUACCUGCAGCGCCAUGGCAGCCCGGUCAAGAAACGGCACAUGUUUAACAACCCGAUGCCGCUCACGGGCGAGGGUUCGUCACUCAUGAUGAGAAUGCCGGACUCGAACGAGGCUUAUGCCCAUGUCUCCUGGGAUUUCAACCCCAUCCACGUCUCGUCCUCCCUAUCACGGUAUGCUGAUCUACCGGGGCUGAUCACGCACGGCAUGUACACGUCGGCACGCGUCCGUGGUCUCGUCGAGCAUUAUACUUGCGCGUCGGCCAUUGGUGCGUUCCGCAGCUUCAAUUGCUCGUUCACGAGCAUGGUGCUUCCGGGAGAUGAAAUUGAGGUCAUCUUCCAGCAUGUGGGUAUGCUGGCGGGCCGCAAGAUCAUCUCCGUCGAAGCGAAGCAUGUUCAGCGCGGAGAAACAGUGCUACGUGGAGAGGCUGAAGUGGAACCUGAGGAGACGGCGCUGUUGUUCACGGGCCAGGGAAGUCAGCAGAAGGGCAUGGGAAUGCAGCUGUAUACCCAGAGCGAGGCUGCACGGCAAGUGUGGGAUUAUGCUGAUACCUACUUCUCCGACAACUACGGCUUCCGCAUAACCGAUAUCGUCCGCAAUGACCCCAAGGAGCUCACCGUGUACUUCGGAGGCCCGCAAGGUCGGCACAUCCGCGACAAAUACAUGAGCAUGAAGCGAGAAUCCAUGGGCACCGAUGGAAACGUCCAGCUUCUCCCGUUGUUCCCCGAGAUCGACGAGGACACUGAGUUCUACACGUACCAUGCACCCCAGGGGCUGUUGUCGGCCACGCAGUUCACCCAGCCAGCCUUGACGCUGAUGGAGCUGGCGAUCUUUGCGGAUCUCCAGGCGAGAGGAUUAAUCUCGGAGCGGAGCUCGUACGCCGGUCACUCGCUGGGCGAGUAUGCAGCCCUCGGUGCGGUCGGGAAGAUUUUCAGUGUGGAGAGCCUGGUGCAAGUGGUAUUCUAUCGCGGAUUGUUGAUGCAGUUCGCCGUGGAGCGCGACGACCGAGGGCAAUCCGACUUCCGGAUGUGUGCGGUUGAUCCAAGCCGGGUCUGCGCAGGAUUUGACCAAGCAGCGCUGCAGCUGGUGGUGGAAACCAUUGCAGCCGAGACAGGACAGUUGCUGCAGAUUGUCAACUUCAACGUAGCAGGGUUGCAAUAUAUCCAACCGCUCCACUGCCUCAAAUCGGUCCUCGAUCAUAUCAACGCGACCGCUUCCUCUCUCCUCCCUUCGAACGUCCUGUCUCCCGACCAGCUAACCUCGCUAGUAAAAUCGCAAGUUGCUACUACCCAGACCGGGACAGCCCUCACACGAGGCUGUGCGACAAUUCCUCUCAAGGGCAUCGACAUUCCCUUCCAUUCUUCACAUCUCCUCCCCGGUGUGCCUGGCUUCCGACGCUGUUUGCUGGACUUGAUCGACCGCCAUGCGCUCGACCCGAAGCGGUUGGUCGGAAAGUACGUUCCCAACCUGACGGCCCGGCCGUUCCAAUUGACGAAGGAGUAUUUCGAGAUGGUGAGGGAGUUGACUGGGUCUGCUGCCCUGAUGGGAGUCUUGAACGAGUGGGAAACCUACAUGAGCACUGCUGGAACUUGUGGAAUGGAGAAGAUUGAGUCUGUUAUUCAGUCGAUGAAGGCCCGAAUUAUCGCAAUCUUCAUGAACCAUAUUGUCUGGAAACGAAAUAAACCCUCCUCAGGCAAUGGGCUUUCUACCCUCUUUCGUCCUGUUCGGACCCGGUCCUAUUGUUCUCUGGCGGAGGUCGACUUCAAUUUGCACAAGUCUAACAGCACAUUCUACGCGGAUUUGGAUAUAAACCGGCUUGAACUACUGCUACUGCUCUUCAAGGACGUUAUUACCCCAUUAUGUCCACCAUCGAGAAAGCCGUCCAACGAAAGUGCCCAGCGAGUCGAGGCGAAACAAGCCGGAACACUAAAACAUCUCACUCCCGUGCUGGGCGGCGUGUCGUGUAUCUUCCGACGGGAGAUCAAGCCCUGGCAGCGAUAUGAUGUCGAGUCACGAGUCCUGUGCUGGGAUGACAAAUGGCUAUACAUUGUUAGCCAUUUCCUGAAACCCGGUAGCCACCAGGAGACUAGUACGACGGGCUCGGAGGAAGGUGUUCUUGCGUCCGCUAUCUCGAAGUAUGUUUUCAAAAAAGGUCGCCGGACGGUAGCGCCCGACGAAGUUCUCCAGUUUCUGGAAUUUUUGGAAGAUGGUGAUACUGCUGAUGCUGAUGCUGAUGUCAAUGCCAAUGCUGACGCUUAUGCUGAUGCUAGCGUUGAAGGCUCGGGGUUGGGGCUGAAGAUGAGAGGCCAAGAAGAUCAGCAGGAACACCUGGAAGUGAAACGCAAACGCGGUCUAGCACUAGCAGUGCACAUGGCCGGAUUAGAUGGUCUUCAUCGCGGUGGAUAUGCUCUGUUGGCCGUCCUCCAGCUAACCCUCGUCGGCCUCUGGGCGGCGCCGUCGGGACAAACCACUCGAGCUACUAUCGCAACGGCGGUCGUCUCCUGGCUGGCUUCCAUCAUAUUCGGUAUUCUUUCUCACUAUGAACAUAUCUGUACUAUUCGGCCCGCUACUAUCAACUGUGGCUAUCUGUUCCUUUCCUCGAUCUUGUCCUUGGCCGAGACCCGCACCUUAUACUUCCUGGAGAGGAAUCGCUCGAUAGCGGUACUCUAUACGGUGACACUGUGCAUAAAGGUGGUGUUACUGAUUACCGAAACGAUGUCAAAGAGGUCCCUCUUGAGACGAAACUACAAAGAUGCGCCUCCUGAAUCGACCGUGGGGAUUCUGGGAGAAUGUCUCUACUGCUGGCUCAACCCGCUCUUAAUGCUCGGCAACCGCGUGGAUCUUACGGUUGAGCUGCUUCCCCCAAUUGAGGACUCACUUCGCUCUACGGGGCAUGGUGAUAGCGGGCUCUAUGCGCUAUGGAACAAGGGACCCAACCGGAAUUCCCCUCACAGUUUACUCUGGGCAUGCUGCCGAUACUACCUGGUUCCGAUAUUGUUAGGAGUCUUCCCUCGAGCGCUGCAGGUGGCAUUCACGUUCGCACAGCCCUUUCUGGUCGAAGCAACCACGACCUGGGUGGGAUCGAACGAGCUUUCUCACCCCAAGUCACAGGGAUACGCACUGAUUGGAGCAUUCGCUAUAGUCUACACGGGUAUCGCGGUUUCCACGGCCUUCGCCCAUCAUCAGGCAUAUCGAGUGGUUUCCAUGAUACGGGCUAGCCUGGUCGACAUGCUCUACAGUCACGUCAUGGUCAUGCGUGACAUCGAUGUUGAGACCAGUGCCCCUGUCACUUUAAUGAGUGCAGAUAUGGAGCGUAUUUCCGGUGGUCUACACUACAUCCACGAUGCCUGGGCCUGUAUUGUCGAGAUUCCUAUUGCGCUGUAUUUGCUAUGGCGUCAGCUGGGAGUCGCCAGUAUCGCCCCGAUCAUCGUAGUAUUUAUCUGUAUGGCCUUGUCAUUGCUCAUCUCUGGACUGGCCGGCCCUCGCCAGCAGGUCUGGCUGGAAGCUAUUGAAAAACGAGUCGAUAUUACCGCCAAGGUUCUGGGAUCUGUAAAAGGAAUCCGCACAGCUGGAUUGACCGACAAACUGUUCAACCUCGUCCAAACGAUGCGUGUCGAAGAGGUUGUCAAGUCGGAAAAGUUCCGUCGACUCCUGAUCCUGGUGGUCGGCGUGGCCUACAGCAACGUCACACUCUCUCCGCUGGCCUCGUUCACGAUCUACGCCCUCAUAGCACGGCAUAAAGGGGACGAAACUCUGACGGCCACUAAGGCGUUCACAUCGCUCACCUUAUUCACUCUUCUUGCCACUCCAAUCUCUAACCUGGUUGAAGCUGCAACGGGAGUCGCCACCGCAAUCGGCUCGAUUAAACGAGUAAACGAGUUCUUGCAGUCAGACCCACGAAGGGACGACGCACAUGAGCCUCAAGGGACUCGGAGCAACAUCAGCAUCCCUGCCAGCGUUUUAUCUAGUGCACUAACGGAGAUUGGAGUUGUCUACGACGGAAAGGGCAUGUCGGUUGUGGAAGGGGUCCCCAGUAUCUCCAGUCGCGAGAAGUUACCCUUGUACUAUGAAGUCACCGGUCCAGUCUUUGUGGCAGAGGGCCGCAGCGCUGGCUGGGAAGCGAGUAAGCCAGCCGUGGUACAAGAUCUCAGCUUUGAGAUUCAUCGAGGCACGGUGACAUUUGUCGUCGGACCCGUCGGAUCUGGGAAGUCCACAUUUGUGCGUGCGUUGCUGCGAGAGACGCCCAUGUUUUCGGGAGCGUUGAAGGCCGAUCCAGACUCGAUUGCGUAUUGCUCGCAGACACCCUGGUUGACGAAUAACACCAUCGAGGACAAUAUCUUGGGAGAGUCGCUGUACGACCUGCGUUGGUAUAAUACCGUGAUCAACGCAUGCGCCCUAUAUGAUGAUAUCCGCAAACAACCAAAUAGGGACAAGACUAUGUUAGGGACUCAAGGUGCUAUUCUGAGUGGAGGGCAGAAGCAACGCGUGGCUCUGGCCCGGGCUGUGUACUCCAGAGCAGAGACUAUUAUUCUCGACGAUGUCUUCAGCGGGCUGGACCGCACCACGGAGGAUGCGGUCUUCCAUGCUCUGUUGGCUCCAGGGGGGCUUUUACGGAAGCUGGGUACGACGGUGAUCCUGACGACGAACAGUCCCUCUCGCCUCUCUGUUGCGGACCAUAUCAUCGCUCUGGGCCCAUCAGGCAACAUCAUGGAACAGGGAACAUACAAAGAGCUCCAUUCUCGAGCUGACAGCUAUAUUCGUAGUCUGGCGGCCUUGCCGAAACGGAAGGCAACGGUUCACCUGGAGGCCCCCGAGAUCCCUAUCCCCAGAGCCAGGGCUCGAAAUCGAUUGUCUCAAAAUCGGUUCUCUCAGCGCUUCUCCCAGAGAUUCUCCCAACGUUUCUCUCAGCAAUUCUCUCAACCUUUCUCGCAGCGGUUUUCUCAACAAUUCUCACAUGAGCAGUUCUCACAAAAGCAGUUCGGCCAAAGCGAAUUCGUGCCAAACCGCCUCUCGCAAAACCGGCUCUCUCAGCAUCGGCUCUCGUUGGCCAGCCCAGAGGUACAAUUAGAACCGACACCGCAGGGGGAUGGGCGACGCACGGGUGAUAUGUCCAUCUAUUGGUACUAUGCCCAGGUUCUGGGGGUGUUCCGGUCCGCGGUUUUUGUUCUUUUGAUCAUGGCCUAUGUGGUUACCAUUACAUACCCUUCCCUUUGGGUGGAGAAAUGGGCAAAGUCAAAUAUCGAUCAUCCCAACGAGAGACUGGGAUAUUGGCUCGGUAUCUAUGCGUUUAUCGCGGUGAUGGCCACUUCUACACUUGUCACCUCCUGCUGGCAUCUAAUGGCGAACCUGGUAGCUCGUGGUGCCAGAAAUAUGCACGCCGAGCUCUUGAAAAGUGUCCUAGAUGCCCCUAUGUCAUUCUUCCAGACCACCGAUCUAGGCAACACGACGAACCGAUUCAGUCAGGACCUGCAGUUGAUCGACAUGGAGCUCCCCCUUUCUGUCUUGAAUACCAUCCUUACUUUCUUCACCUGUGUAGCCCAAAUGGUGGUCAUCUGUACCGCAACGGGAUACAUCGCCGCCACCAUACCCGCAUGUAUAGUUGCCUUUUAUUUCACCCAACGGUUUUACCUGCGUACCUCACGCCAGAUCCGAUAUUUAGAUAUCGAAGCCAAAGCCCCGCUGGUCUCCCACUUCCUGGAAAGUCUCAGUGGCCUGUCCACCAUCCGGAGCUACAAGUGGGAACAGCAUUACCGCCGACGCAACAGCAAAUUGCUCAACGAUUCCCAAAAGCCCUUCUAUCUGCUCUUCGCCAUUCAGCGCUGGCUUGAACUGGUCAUUGCCCUGAUGGUGGCCGGAUUUGCCGUCGUCCUAGUAUCCAUCGCUGUCGCGACGCGUGGGAAAGUGAGCGCCAGCUUCAUUGGGUUGGCACUGCUGAAUAUCGUCACAUUUACCGAGAAUUUGCAGGGUCUAAUCAAGCAAUGGACCGUGUUGGAGACAUCCAUUGGGGCAGUGGCACGAAUUCGCAACUUCAAGUCUACCAUUGAGUCGGAGCAUCUGGAAGACGAGACAGCUGUACCUCCGCCAGACUGGCCGGCCAGGGGAGCAAUCGAGUUUAGCAAUGUGGUGGCUUCCUACAAGUAUGAUUCCGAGUCUUGUCGUACUUUUCAGUUCGUACCUCGACUAACAUACCGUGGCGAUAGGAACUCCUCGAACCGUGCGCUCGACCAUAUUUCUUUAUCAAUUAAGCCAGGCACCAAGGUUGGCAUCUGCGGCCGCUCCGGAAGUGGAAAGUCCUCGCUAGUAUCGUCCCUAUUCCGUCUCAUUGAAUUGACCAGCGGCACGAUCAACAUCGACGGGCUAGACAUCUCUCUGCUGGCUCGUAACCACCUGCGUGCUCAGCUGAAUUGUAUCCCUCAGGAGCCCUUCCUCCUACCGGGCUGUUCGGUUCGCCUUAACGUGGACCCCGGUCUUUCAAUCCACGAUGACAUCCUCAUUGAUGCGUUGAAGAAGGUCCAGCUGUGGGAUGCGGUCCGAGAGCUUGGUGGCUUAGAUGCUACGAUUACGCCUGAUACAUUCUCUCCGGGUCAGAAGCAACUCCUGUGCUUCGCCCGGGCCAUGGUACGGCCGGAGGGGAAGAUCCUAGUCCUCGAUGAAGCGACAAGCAGCAUCGACACCAAAACGGACGACCUCAUUCAGUCACUCAUCCGGAGUGAAUUUGCCGAUCAUACGGUCAUCGCCAUUGCACAUCGACUGGAAACCAUUGUAGAUUUCGACGAGAUUAUUGUCGUGGAUGCCGGGCGCGUCGAAGAGCAAGGUCCGCCGGCGGCCCUGCUCGAGAGAGGAGGAGCGUUUGCGGAGUUAUAUUGGGAUAAGGACCGGAGUUCGGAGAGGACUCCCUUAAGGCUUUAA